AUGAAAAAACCACAAACGGUCCUCCUCACAGGAGCGACGGGAACCGUUGGAUCCUCCGUCCUUGCCGAACUCCUAGACAAUUCCAACUACAAUGUCACGACGGUGUUGCGGUCAUGUUCACGAUCCGAACCUUUUCUGCGCAACAAGUACGCUUCGAAAGUGUCUUCGGGUCGGCUCUCUUUCGUCGAGAUCCCCGACAUGGCGGUCGCGGGUUGUUUUGACGACGCCGCAAGUAAAUCCGAUUUCAUCAUUCACGUCGCCACCCCCUUGGCCUUUGACCCGACCCGCAUGAUGGAACACAUGGUCGAACCUAGCAGGGACAUGGUCCAAAAUGUCCUCUCAGCUUCAGAAAAGUCGGGCCGAGUCAAACGUGUCGUCGUCACGGGGAGCAUGGUCUCGGCGUGGAGGGUCGACAAGUUGUUUUCGGGUGGCACCAUGUCUUCGGACACUUGGAAUGACAUUACUUCGGAAGAGGCCGGUCAGAGUCCAAGCACGGCGUACCAGUUCAGUAAGGUUCACGCCGAGAGGGGUGCGUGGGAAUUCAUGCGUUCGAAACCUCGGAAUUUCGAUUUGAUCUUCUUGCUCGCCCCGUCCGUCACGGGUAGAGCACUACAAGAAGGUUACAAACCUUCGAAGAGUAAAUUGGGAGGUCAGGCUGGGAUAUACAGUGAACUUUUUGACGUGGAGAAACCGGGAUUUUUGUAUCCUUACUUCAUGGACGUACAAGACGUUGCAAAAGUCCACGUCAAAGCUUUAUCGUCCGACGUUCCCGGAAACGAACGGUACACUUUUCACCACACGAAAGAAUUCAUGUCGAGCAACGCAGCCGCCAAAAUCAUUCGUGAAGAUUUCCCACAACUACAAAACCGAGUCGUGAAACCGGACGACGAUGCUGCUGGGACUGGGCCUGAAGGUUUACACCCUGAUCUGGUCAAGUCGGACGCGAGCAAGGCUGAGAAGGUGUUUGGAAACCAAUGGAAAUCGGCCAGACAGUCGAUCAAGGAAACCGUCGAGGAUAUAAUCACUUUUGAAGAACGAUAA
This is a messenger RNA of Exophiala oligosperma, 1041 nucleotides long. RefSeq lists its product as uncharacterized. NCBI's taxonomy places the organism in Eukaryota, Fungi, Ascomycota, Eurotiomycetes, Chaetothyriales, Herpotrichiellaceae. The coding region runs from base 1 to 1041 and encodes 346 amino acids. The transcript has 2 exons. Gene Ontology annotation, molecular function: oxidoreductase activity, acting on the CH-OH group of donors, NAD or NADP as acceptor. The record is from RefSeq and is a predicted model, not a curated record.